CUCAGGUGCGGCGGGGUUCGGGCAGACCUCAGGGAGGGAGGCGAGGCCUGAGCACCGCUUCACGAACGGUUCAUGGAAGCAGAAGCGAAUUCUGGCUCGAGUGACGAUUCUCUGGUUAGCCUGACUGCCGGUGAUGUCCUCAUCCGCUCCACGAGCUUCCACAUGAAACCAACGUCAGUCCCCUCUCGGUCGGCGGGAGGCAAACCCGCCGCUCCCAUUCGAGAACGUAUCCGGAUUUCAGUGAAGAAGCUGCGGGAGGUGCCUCCUCCCUGUCACCCAGAAGAUUCUGGUUUGAUGGAUGAGGAAUAUAUCCCCCGUGCCUUACCGGCAAACAGAUCUGUGUCUCAAAAGCCAACGGCUGCAACUCCUAGGACGACAACAGAAGGUGCUGUAUGCACGCAUGCCAGCAGAAGCUCAGAGCAGCUACCCUCCGGUGAAAAAGAGGAAUGUUCAUCUGAAGCUUCAGUACCUCUUCCUUUGCAAGCUAUAGGAGAUGGGAACAAACAAAAAGCGACGGACAUUUUUAUUUCCCAGUAUGAUGCCGGACAAAAGGAGGCUGUAAGAGCUGUAUUCAAGCAGAGAAUUCAGAACGUUCCUGUAUUUAAAGAGGUCAAAGUGCAACUUCUCGAUAACGCUUGCCAGGACCAGAAAGACAGGGCCAAGUCUGCGCACGGCGAGAUGGAUACGGCGACAACCAUCGCAGCGGCGACCGCAGCGGCCAUUGCGUCUGCCGCUCCGCUUCUCAAAGUCCAGAGCGACUUGGAAGCCAAAGUGAACUCCGUCUCUGAGUUCCUGAAUAAGUUACAAGAGACGGACAGGCAGCUGCAGCGGGUCGCCGAGCAGCAAGCCGCCUCCAAGGCCCAGCCGCUGGAGGGGCCUCCCUCCCGUCACAGAGUCGACGAGGUGGAGAAGCAGAUGGCUGUCUUCAUGGAGCAGCGGCUUCAGCAUCUGGAAACGCUGCAACAGCAGCAAAUGAACAUUCAGACCCAUUUAAUCAACUCGGCGCUGAACUCGGGUGGCUUUCAAGCCGGCAACGUCCCACCUUCUCAAACGGCAGCAGCACCUGCAGUGAAUGCAGGCAGGCCCCUCGGCAACCCGAUAUCGCCUCGUCAACGGGAUUUAUUCUCUACAAAUCCAUGGAAUGCGCAAGCCUCUUCCCAGCAGUUUGGGAAUCGCGCCGGCCGGAGGCAGAAGUCCCCCCUGAAGACCCCCGCCCCACGGCGGUACGCUCCCGUGCCCGUAUCGAAAGACGCCAAAAUCUCUCACAAAAUGGCCAAGCGAGAGCAGCCGGUUGGACAAAAAGAAAACGUGCUCAGGUCGCCUGAUAAAGAGGCUCCAGGUGGAGGAAGAUUUCUGGAGCAGAUUCUGAAUGCUCAAGAAUCCCCCUUUGGCCAGAGUGAACCUUCCUGGAAGGAGCCGCCCGCCGACAGUAAGAUGCCCUGGCCGCUGGGAAGAGAGAGAUCAGUCGCCCCACAGGCCAAGCCCUUCCCUGUCCUCACCAACCCGGCUCAAGAUUUCAAUCCGAUCGAGAGAACAGCGAAGAAGGCCGACGACGUGCUCCGGGACCUCGGUCAACUGAGGAGGGAAAUGCAGGGCAUUCUGCAGCCAAAAGAACCGGUUCCCCCGAGCCUUCCUGAAGCUCAGCCACUCCCCAAGCCGUCCAUUCUUCAAACGGCCACAGCCCCCAAGUCCAUAGUGAGGGACGCUGAAAGGAUCCUGAGAGUGGUGCGCAAGAACAAGAAGGUUCUCGAAGAAAACCUGGAAGCCAUCGUUCGUGCCAGGGACGGCACCGCCUUGCACUUGUUCAUCGAUGCUUUGACUGCUAACAGGGAUGUCCUGGAGGAGAUACGGGUCAGAAAGACCGUCGACGAAUGGAUUAAAACACUCAGCUUGGAAAUCCAGGAUGAAAUGGCAAGGAAAGCCCGGGAGGAAGGCAGACCCGACGAGGAGCUCCGAAGGACCCAGCAGACGGUCAGGCCCGUGAAGGCCAGCAGGGAAACCAAACCGGAACCUCGGCAUCCCCAAGGGAACGCGGCCAAAAGGACCCUGCCUGCCGCGAGGCCCGCUCUGAAACCAGCACGUAAUGUGAUUCCGAAAAUGAGUACAGUGGUUCAGAACGAAGGGUACCUCGCUCAGAUUUACGGGAGGCCGAUCUACCAGGGCCGCAGGAGCACCCUGAAGAAAUCGCCGUACCUCAGGAUGAACUCCCCACCUCCCAAACCAAAGCCUCCAAGACCGAAAUUAAUCGAAAGCGUUAGAGGUACCAGAGUAAGAUCCGCGAGGACGCAGACGGGGCCCUGCGUGCCCAGCAAAGCCGCCAGUCCUAAAAAGCCACGCCCGCACUCCGCUCCUUGUCGGGAACACCAGUAUCUCUUCAGCCCCACCCGAGAGGCGCCUGACGCCUCAGGCCCUCUGGAAGGCCAUCUCAUUCCCAUGGCUGUGCCAUUAGGUCAGAAACAAAGCAGCAGCAUCUUGCCCGAACCUUCGGGGAUAAUCAUAGGCAAGUUCCACCCUGUCACCGUGACGACCUCCAUCCCUCCCGCUCCUCCGAAGCCACAGCCAAGUGUGCAGAAGCCGAACAUCGCAGUGGUGGAGAUGAAAUCAGAGAAGAGGGACCCACCCAAGCUUUCUGUGCAGGUGCUCCCAAACGUUGACAUCGAUAGCGUCUCAAGCGGCAGCCCAAGUGGGAGCCAAGAUCCUUCCACACCUGUUCCGACCCGAGCAGCGAAAAAGGGCACUCCAGAAGACAGUGGGCACCAGGAAGAAGAAGAAGGACUGCAGCUUCCCGGCACUGACUUCGUUGAUGUUCCUGAUGUCACUCAGGAGGAAGGGGACAGCGACGAUGGCGAGAUCCCAGAAUUCCUGGAACCGGUUCUGGAGUUGAACAGGCGAGGGGAAACGAGGUCUCUGCAAUACAACGGCCCGCCCUUUCCACCGGUCGCUUCCGCUCCUCAGACCUCUGCAGACGUUCUGGAUGAAAUCAUAGAAAGACGGGAAACCCUGGAAAACAAGCUGGUUAGUUGGGUGGAGCAAGAGGUGAUGGCCCGGGUCAUCGGCGGGAUGUACCCAGCCCAGAAGGUGGCCAUUCCCGACGUCAGCUCCUCGGAGAGUGAAGAGAGCCGGGCUGCAUCUUCGGACAUCGUGGAAGCCGCAGGCCCGGCGGGGCUUCAGCUGUUUGUCAGCGCCGGCGUGCCCGUCGACUCCGAAGCGAUCCGGCAUCUCGUGAACGAAGCCCUCGCCGAGACGGUGGCAGUCAUGCUGGGAGACAGAGAAGGCCAGAAACCGGCUUCUGCGGCAGGGGCGCCUUCCCACCUGACCCUCCUGCCCUCCAAGGACCCGGUGCUAGCGACUCCGCUGGCCACCCCGCAAGCCACCCCCCCUCCGUCGCCGCCACCACCUCUACGAGAACCAUCACCAGUGAGGACGCCAGAGCCCUCUCCCCCCACCACUGAAAUGGGCGAUGAGGUCGACAGAUGGCAGCUAACGGCGGCGACAGAACCAAAGGCAGCGGCCAUCAGCCCGGUUCGCACCCCUGCUGUUACCCCAGCGGCGACUCCGCCUGGGGUGGCGACGCCGAGCCCUCCCGUGUCCGAGCGCAUCCCUAGCAGAGAAGCGACAGAGGGACGCCAGCCUCCAAAUGCGUGGGGGGAUGCUGAGCUGCCCCUGGAGGAAGAGAAGCCCAGCCCGCAGAGCGAAGAAGGGGGCUACGACCCCAGAGCAGUCAUCAUGUCAGUGGCUAAAGACGAGGAGCCAGAGAAUUUGGUGUUGCCGCCGUCUCCGCAGCCCACGCAGCCUCCUGACCCACUUCUUCAAGAACCCCCGAUCCCGUCUUCUCCGGCACGUACUCCCAGUUCCGGCUCGUCCACAGAGGAGAGCAGUCUGACCGUCACGGAAACGGAGACUGUGGACAGACCGAUCUCCGAAGGAGAGGUCCUUUUUAGCUAUGGACAAAUGGUAGCCAUGAAAGCAUUAGCAGGGGAAGCACUCUCCCUUCCAAACCUCAGCGACAGUUUGGCCAGCACUCUUCACGACGCCCAUGAAAUGGAUUACGAUCCUCCCAGUGAAGGCCAGGUGGUGCUCAGGCCCCGUAAAGGAUACCACCGAGACCCGGUCCCGUCCCUCUUCUCAAAACUCCCCCAAGUGCCGCUCGCUUCCCAAGAAGACGUCUGUCAUUCCGAGGACACUGACUACAGUGCUGGGGAACUUAGCGAGGGCCAGAGGCCCAGGCUGACCAAAGCGGUGGAGAGUAUCCUGAGGGGACAUCCCGUUGACGUGGACCGGUCCUCUGAGCAGCGGCUUCGGCAGGCGCCAUUGCCCGGACACUUCAACAGAGCUGCAGGUGAGGCUCCGGGAGACACUGACGCUACCCGCGGGCCGAUGAGCGUGGCGGAACUAGAGCGUCCUGCUUCUUCCACCGCUCAGGAGGCAGAUAGCAGGCGGACGUCUCAGCCGGAGGAGGCAUCCCAGGUAACGUACACGAGCUUGUUCCGUAGCCCCGUAUUGAAACGUCUGUGUUUACGCUUCCAGACGGAUGCAGAUCGGACGCACGUCGAGCCCGACAGUUACCUCACGUCGUUGCUUGCAGAGCGUUAUUGGUCCUACUCUGUCUGCACCGUACAGACUCGGUGCACGUUAACAGACAUCCGGGCUGGCACGGGCUUCUAG
Gekko japonicus is the source of this 4665-nucleotide messenger RNA. Its product is annotated as KIAA0586 ortholog. The record is from RefSeq and is a predicted model, not a curated record. The coding region runs from base 73 to 4665 and encodes 1530 amino acids. Gene Ontology annotation, biological process: smoothened signaling pathway. Gene Ontology annotation, cellular component: ciliary basal body; centriole. NCBI's taxonomy places the organism in Eukaryota, Metazoa, Chordata, Lepidosauria, Squamata, Gekkonidae. The transcript is spliced from 31 exons.